GUACCCGAUUUUUCGAACAAAAACAUACUAAAGAUUUUGGUUAUUGGUUGGCUAGUCGUUGCUGAAUCUUUCAGUUUUAGUCAAUUUUAGAACUCCACAAAACUGUGCAGUAAUUGAUUCUCGUGUAGCACUCGUAAACGAUAGACCGAUCCAAAAUUGAGAACAACAAAAGUAAAUCAAGUGCUGGAAAAUCUUCCAAAAGCAAACAGCAGCAGGUCAGUGCGAUGAAGCCUACUAUCGUUGCAGACGAGAUGUUCCCGGAGGGACCGGGUCCUUUCAUGGAUUUGGAAGAGGCUGGUGGAUCUACGGGAUUAUUGAUGGAUUUGGCGGCCAACGAAAAGGAUGUUCAUGCAGAUUUUUAUAACGAUUUCGAUGAUCUGUUUGAUGAAGAGGAUGAAAAUUUAGUUUGAAGUGAUAGGUGAAUACAAAUUUAUGAAUUGAAAAUACCA
Molecule: messenger RNA, 449 nt
Organism: Malaya genurostris
Lineage: Eukaryota; Metazoa; Arthropoda; Insecta; Diptera; Culicidae
Product: COP9 signalosome complex subunit 9
Exons: 3
Coding region: 225-410 (61 amino acids)
Biological process (GO): negative regulation of protein neddylation
Source: RefSeq, a predicted model, not a curated record